Molecule: messenger RNA, 477 nt
Organism: Struthio camelus australis
Lineage: Eukaryota; Metazoa; Chordata; Aves; Struthioniformes; Struthionidae
Gene: LSMEM1
Product: leucine rich single-pass membrane protein 1
Source: RefSeq, a predicted model, not a curated record
AUGGAGAGGCCUUCUUUGGAAAUUAACCUGCCCAAUACUCCUGAAGAGGGAAAACUUUAUGUAGUUGAUUCCUUAAAUAACCUAAACAAACUAAAUGUUUGUCCAGAAGAAUCCCAACAUGUGCUAGAUGAGGAAGAUGAGAACACUGGUGGUACUGCAGAAUACACGGCAUGGAGCAACAUAAGAAACCAAUGUUUGUUCUUCGUCACCUUGAUUCUGACUUUGAUUGUCAGUUUGGCACUUGUUUCAUUCGUAAUAUCUUUAAUAAUUCAAACUAGGAACAGGAUGGACCAACUAUCAAACAGACUAAUAUUUGAAAAGAAGAAUAUAGAAGAGCUUAAGAAAAUGAACAAUAUGAUAUUGAAGCAUCUAAAUCAAUCAGGAAUUAAGGAAAAGGAGAGAGACUUCUUCACACCAGCUCCUGAUCCUCAUGAUCACUUAUUCACCCAUGCUGAGCUGAAAAUCCCUGGAGAAUAG